AUGACGACAGAUAUUCGGGAAAUGCUUUUAGCCAGAGCCAGAGGAGAGGCACUGCCGUACGACCAGGUGGACGAGGACUCGGCGCUGGUGGAGAUGUUCGGGCAGGUGGGGGCGUACAAGUGCAAGUACAUCGUGGCGGUUGGCGCGCUGGCCGGCCUCACCGUCUCCAUGUUCGGCUCCAUGUUCCCCAUGCCGCGCAUUGUCUACGCCAUGGCCUCGGACGGGCUCAUCUUCAGAGGGUGGGCGUCGGGGGAUGUGGCGACGCUGUGCCACGAGGCGUCGGCCGCUCGCCCCCAGAGACCGAAGGGGUUGCUCGGCACAGGCCACCCUACGUCAACCCCACGCCUCUCGGGCGUACCCCAAGGAUCGGUGGCCGAACGCGCGCAACAGAGAAUGAUGCUCAUGAAAACUGUCAUGGUGCGAAUACAUAACUCUGCAGGAACUUCUGCACCCAUUUCUCAAGCAAUUUCUGCGGCUAUUUCUCCAGCUAUUUUUCAAUCUAUUUCUCCAGAUAUUUCUCAAUCUAUUCCUUCAGCUAUUCCUCAAUCUAUUACUUUAGCUAUUUCUCAACCUAUUCCUUCAGCUAUUUCUCAAUCUAUUGCUUCGGUUAUUUCUCAAUCUAUUCCUUCAGCUAUUUCUACAGCUAUUUCACCAGCUUUACACAGCAUUUUCGGGCAACUGUCGCAGGUGUGGCCGGCUACGGGCACGCCCGCCAUCGCCACUCUCACCUCGGGCCUCGCCGCCGCCCUCGCCGCCCUUCUCAUCAGCCUCGAGGUGCUCGUCGAGAUGAUGUCCAUCGGCACGCUGUUGGCCUACACGCUGGUGUCGACGUGCGUGCUAAUCCUGCGCUACCAGCCGCACUCCACGAACCUCAUCGAGCUGCUGCCUCAGUCGCUGCGGACGCCCAUCCGCGGCUCGCCUACAAAGGAGAACCUCAGCAACGGCCAGGUGCUGUACGGCAACCAGCUGCACCCGGAGCAGCUGCGCCAGGCGCUGGGCAGCGGGGGCGGCGGCGGGCGGGCGCGGGGCGGCGGCGGCGCCGCGGGGCGUGGGCGCGGGCCACACCCCGUGCACCAGCCGGGCGCCGGCCAGGCGGCGCGCACAACCCCGCAGCAGCCGCAUUCAUGGUGCGGCCGAGUGCACCCGCAGAUUUUUCCAAAUAUCUCCCCGGACAGUGAUGACACGUACCCGGGCGAAGAGCCCGACGAGGACUUCUCGACGCGCGACGACCAGUUCCUGGUGUCGGACCGCAGCGAGAACAAGUUCUACGGCUCCCUGCACGGCGGCAGCGGCGGGGGCGGCGGCGGCGGAGGGGUGGCAGGCGCCGUGGGGCCUGGAUUGGGCUACAUCGGGCGCCGGUUGCAGGGAGAUGGUGAUGGUUGGGGUGGAACAGGCAAGGUAGAGUUACGAGAAGCAGGGACAGAAAGGGCCGGAGCUGGGCGCGACGAAGAGGUCGGGAUGGAAAGUGACAGGGCAGGUUGGGGAGGAGCGGGGAAGGAAGAGGCAGAUAAAGGGGAGGAGGAGAGGCGUUGGGCGUGUGCGGAACCCGGGAGGCUGAGGGAUAAAUCGAGAGAGACGUCAUGGGUGCGUAAACCCAAGCGCUCCGCGUGA
Molecule: messenger RNA, 1611 nt
Organism: Gryllus bimaculatus (two-spotted cricket)
Lineage: Eukaryota; Metazoa; Arthropoda; Insecta; Orthoptera; Gryllidae
Source: the annotation of a GenBank genome assembly